Molecule: messenger RNA, 7281 nt
Organism: Cucumis melo (muskmelon)
Lineage: Eukaryota; Viridiplantae; Streptophyta; Magnoliopsida; Cucurbitales; Cucurbitaceae
Product: kinesin-like protein KIN-12C
Exons: 32
Coding region: 95-6763 (2222 amino acids)
Biological process (GO): microtubule-based movement
Molecular function (GO): ATP binding; microtubule motor activity; microtubule binding
Source: RefSeq, a predicted model, not a curated record
UCCACUCCACUAAGAACUUCGAACUCUCAAAUGUCCACCGAUUCCUCACCUUGAAUUCCACUAUUCGUUUUGAUCGGAACUUGAAAGCUCAACAAUGUCGAAACAUUUACCUGUUUCAAAGAAUUCACAACCGGAAUACAACGAGAAUGAGCUCGGAGUCUCCCCCAGUGGACUUCAUUUUCCACCUCCUAGAACUCCUUUCAACAUCAUUGCAGAUCCAGCUCAAUUCCAGAAGGAAUUUCAUGAUUCUGGGUUUGAUUCCAAUUUGAAGCUUCAAUCCACCAAAGCCGAUUUGUUUUCUGAUAGAAAAUCCGAAGUUUCGAUUAAGAUUAAUGGAAAUGCAUGUACUAACAAUGGCACUCCAAGGUUUUCAGCUCAAGGUCGGAGGGUUAACUCUGAACCUAGCUCAACGCAUAGUACUCCUGCAAAGAGCUCGUCCAGAGUUUCGUUGGGCGGAGCAAUAGUUGCUACUGGUAGUAAAGCUCCUCAGCUCGCUGAUGGCAGGGCAGGAAGUUCCUACAGGUUUUCCAGAAGGAUAUCGAUGCCGAAUACGGAGUGUCCGGUUGAUGUUUCUCAUAUUGACCUUGAGGAAGAUCCAUCUUUCUGGAAGGAUCACAAUGUGCAGGUAAUGAUACGUAUUCGACCUUUGAGUACUAUGGAGAGAGACUCUCAAGGUUAUGGUCGAUGCUUGCGACAAGAAAACGCAAAGACUCUGGUGUGGCUUGGUCAUCCGGAAACCAGAUUCACUUUUGAUCACAUAGCUUGCGAAAAAAUAUCACAGGAAAACCUUUUCAAAGUUGCUGGACAGCCAAUGGUGGAGAAUUGCUUGUCUGGUUAUAAUAGCUGUAUGUUUGCAUACGGCCAGACUGGUAGUGGUAAAACAUAUACCAUGAUGGGCGGAAUAUACGAGUUGGAGGGUAAACUCAAUGAAGACUGUGGACUAACUUUACGCAUUUUCGAGCAUUUGUUUACAAGAAUUGGAAUGGAGGAAAAGAGCAAGCGGGAUGUCAAAUUGAAAUAUAGCUGCAAAUGUUCCUUUCUAGAAAUUUACAACGAGCAAAUCACGGACCUCUUGGAACCUUCAUCAACUAAUUUGCAACUCAGAGAAGACUUGAAGAAAGGAGUAUAUGUAGAGAAUCUCACAGAACACAGUGUCAGUACUAUAAAUGACGUCGUCAAGCUUCUCUUACAGGGUGCUGCAAACAGAAAAAUGGCUGCUACAUAUAUGAACAGUGAGAGUAGCCGCUCCCACAGUGUUUUUACCUGUAUAAUUGAAAGUCAUUGGGAGAAAGAUUCCAGAACUCACUUAAGAUUUGCGAGGUUAAAUUUAGUGGACCUAGCUGGUUCUGAAAGGCAGAAAAGUUCUGGUGCAGAGGGGGACCGCUUGAAAGAAGCUGCAAAUAUAAACAAGUCGUUAUCAACUCUAGGCUUGGUCAUUAUGUCAUUAGUGGACUUGGCUCAUGGGAAGCACAGGCAUAUUCCGUACAGGGAUUCAAGGUUGACAUUCCUACUUCAGGACUCUUUGGGUGGAAACUCAAAAACAACUGUCAUUGCUAAUGUCAGCCCAUCAUUUUGCUCAGCCAAUGAAACUCUAAGCACUCUUAAAUUUGCACAGCGUGCCAAACAGAUUCAGAAUAAUGCAAAAGUUAACGAGUGUGCUUCAGGUGAUGAAACUGCACUCCAAAGACAAAUCCUACACUUAAAGGGUCAGUUGUCCUUUCUACUCAAGCAUAGUAAUUUUCCAAGGUCUAUACUGAGUAGCGUUCCAAGACUUGAAGAGUUUGGAGUAAGUGCUCCUUUUGAUGACUAUGGUGCACUAGGGAAUAGAAUGCAAACCGAAAAUCGUAAGAUGAAACUCAUGGAAGCUUCCUUGAUUGGUGCAUCGAGGAGGGAAGAAGUGGCAAAUACUACAAUAAAAAAGCUUGAGUUCGAGAUUGAACACAUGAAGCGCUUGGCUUUCCAACAAGAGGAGGAUGGUCAACGUACUAAAAUGUUGUUAAAAUUUCGUGAGGAGAAAAUCAGACAACUUGAACUGUUUUUAGGUGGGAUGGUGUCCGCUGACCAGUAUCUUUUAGAGGAAAACAAGGCCUUAGCGGUAGAGAUUAAGAUGCUUCAAGCAAAGAUUGACAGAAAUCCAGAAUUGACAAGAGUCUCUUUAGAGAAUUCUAAACUCACUGAGCAACUUCAAGUGUAUCACAAUUUUUACGAGCUAGGAGAGCGUGAAGCAUUGCUAACUGAAGUUGCAGAAUUACGCAACGAGCUUCUGGUUGCUCUGGGAAAAAACUCAACCAUAUCUGAACGAGAUAAAUAUCAGAAUGAAAUGAUGUCCAUCAAGAGUUAUAUCCAAGAUGGCACACUAUCUUAUAUUGCAGGAAGUGAGGAGAACUUUGAAAAUACAUUAGGCCAAGGUUCAGAUGAUGAACUUGGAGCAAAGCCCAUUUUUUCUCGGAAAGAUCUGACCGAUGCAAAAAUGUUGGCUGAAUCAAUGGAUUCGGAUAACCACAUGCAAGCUGAGAAUCAUGGAUGUAAGCAGUUCAAAUGCUGCAUGGUAGAAAAUUUCAUUAAACAAUCUGAUGGUACAAAAUGUCAAAAUGACGGAAAUUUGAUGAACCAACAUGAAGAUGUUGACAACAAAACGUUGCAAGUCAAGUUGGAAAACUUAACUAGAGAACUUGAGGAAGUCAGAUUAUCUAAUAUUCACUAUCAAGAAAACCAGAACCAACAGAACCAAAUUGAAGAUGUUCGCCAACAGGUUGAGAUGGAGACAGCCAGUACAAUUCUUCAAUUACAGGAAGAGGUGGAAACUCUUCAGUUAGAACUUAAUGAUAGGUUACAUGGCUUAGCCCAGGAAAACACACUACUAAAAGAUUUGUUGUCUGCAAAAAAUGAGGAGAUGAGGAUGCUAUGUAUAGACUGGGAAACAGCAAUGGUAGAACUAACAAGUUUCCUUCUUGAUAGUUCAAGAUCUAUCAGAGAUGCACAUGGGCAGAUAGAAGGUAUCGCUAAUUUGUUUCCUGAAGUAAAUGUUGGGAUUAGUGAACAGGUGCAACAGGCCAUCAAAGUUUGUAUCGAAAAAGAAGAAACAAUCUUGUUCUUGCAUAAAAAUUUGGAAGAUGCACGACUCAUGGUGAAAGAAAUGGAGCUGAAGUUAGAUUCUCUGAAAGAAGCAACACUCGCCUUUAAUGAAUUGGAACAAAUGCACGAUAAUAUUAGUGCUGCAGGUGCUAAACCGUUGAGCCCUCAGAUGACUGAUGAGAAUAUCAUGGGGGAGUUUCUAGACAAAAGACUUGGAGUUAAGAACAGUCCGUUAAUUGAGGCAGAGAAAUCUGACGAUGCUGCAGUCACUGCAGUAGAAUGGUUAUCCCAACCUCUGGAGCUGGGUUGCUGUAAUUCCAUUGAGAGACAGAUGCCCAUCUCAAAGCUGGACGUUUCAUCUCAAAGAAGCAGUCACAUCUUUGAUAAUCUAAUGGCUAAUGCGAACGAAUUACUGCUGGAAGAAUCAGAUACAGUAAGUAAUAUGAUAUGGUUAGGCUUAACGGAGUUAAAAAAUAUAACUAUUGGACAUUAUGCGGACAUGGAAAUGCAUAUUUCAGCUCUCCAUAUCUACAUUCAAGAUCUUUAUUCUGAAUAUCAAGAGUUAAUACAGGACAUGGCGAGAGAAAUUCAUGAAUUGAGGUUAAAAGCUGAGACAUCAAAUGAAAGUUAUAAAAGCCUCCACUUCUUCAAAGAUAAAGAUCAAUCAGCGCAAAAAUAUUGGAAUAUUGAAAACCAAAAUAGUAUUUUGGAUCAAAUAAAGGCUAAAAUAUAUGAAGCAAAAAACAGACUAAAUAUUCUUGAAGAUUCUAUUGAUAGAAAUACAGCUGGUUGUGGAGAACGGUAUUUAGAUCAAUAUCCGGUGAAAGAAGAUGGCUGGAGUUCUGAUUGCUCUACUUCUAGCUCUGAAAUUUCAACUGAGAGUGAUACCUCAAGAGGGAAAUUUUUGGACUAUAUGAAUGGUGGCGAAGGAACCACAAUUUCUCUGAGAAAGGAAUUGUAUAUGACGUAUAAUGCUAUCCGUAAACUAUGUAUGCAAAUAGAUGCGGUCUUAAUGCAUGAUAUAGGAGGCAAUUCUUUGUCAGAAGAAAUGGACCAGGGAAAAACACUCUUCAAAUUGAGGAUGGAAAAAGCUGAAGCUGGUUGCAGUAACACCAGCAAGGUAAUUUCUAUUGAGGAGAUUAAAGAGGAUGGAGGGUUCUUGACCAGAUUUGAAGAAGCUCAAGAAGCAAUAAAAGAAGCAGAUAUUAUGUUAAAUGCAUUGUUGAGAGCCAAUGCAAAUGCAAAGCAGCUAACUGAUAUAUUUAAGCAAGCGGGUGAGCAGUUACAGAUAGAAAGAGACAACUUGGUUGACGAAGUUGGACAGCUCAAGUCUUCAAUGCAUUUGAAGGAUGCUGAGAAUAAAUUACUUCAUGAUCAAGUUUGUUUUAAUUUGGAAGAGGUAGCUAACUCAGUGUCUUCUCUUGAAGGUUGUAUUUCACAAACACAGAGAGAUGUGGAUGAGAAGUUUGGCAUAAUAUCUUGUGAUAUCAUAUCCUUUAGAGAUGAGAUGCUUAAAUCUGUUAGUAACUGGAAAUCCCUACUGGAAGAUAUUUUUCUGGAAAUAAUGGGAAGAGAAUUUGCGUCAUUUGUUAUCCAUCAGUGCUAUUCGAAAGAAAUUUGUUGGCAAUUUGCGGCACAGUUUAAGGCAGACCCUAACUUUUUACCACUUAAAUGGCAAAGGUGUUUGGAAUCAACCAAUGCUUCAGGAUCUACUUGCCUUACUGAUAAGGAAGAUAUUAUGUUAAUUAAUAAGAUUGAGAAAGGAAGCACUGAGCUGAUCACAGGCUUGGAAGAGGUAGAUGGAGGUUUUUCCUAUGAUGACAUUUUGUAUGAGAAAUUGGCUCUUAAGAAGGAACUGAGGAGGAAGGAGGUUUUAUUAGAAGGUUUGCUUUUUGAUUUUAGAUUGCUGCAGGAAUCGACCUCAAAAACAAAGGAUAUGAAAGAUGAGACAGAUUAUUCACUGAGUCAGCUCCAGCACGAAUUGGAGAUUAAGGCAAAUCAGCUUGACAGUGUGCUUGUUCAGCAAAGAAAACUUGAGGGGCUUCUGACUGAUACUGAAAAGGCUUUGUUCUUAUCUAAUUCCAAGCUUGAUAAGGCAAAAGAAACAAUGACUUCAAUUUCAGAACAUAAUGCACAAUUGAAGAAGCAGGUAGAAGAUCUUUAUCUCCAAAAAUUUGAGGCUGAAAAACAAUUGGCAGAACAGCAGGAUGUAAUUAAUAAACUAGAAAAUGAAAUACUCCAUCUUACUUCACUGGAAAAAAGAUCUGUUCUGUCAGUGGAAGACAUCGAGAAUGACUUGAGCAGAGUCAUCAAUGAGAGAGACCAACUCCAUGAACAGGUCUGCUUUCUGACUGACAAGCUUGACAUAGCCUACGCAAUGGCUGAUGAAAAGGAAGCUGUUGCCACUGAAGCUCGUCAGGAAUCAGAGGCCAGUAAAUUGUAUGCAGAAGAGAAGGAAGAGGAGGUGAAGAUCUUAGAACACUCUGUUGAGGAGCUUGAGAGUACCAUAAAUAUGUUGGAAACAAAGGUGCAUGAGAUGGAUGAGGAGGUUGAGAAAAAUCGCACAUUAAGAGAAUCACUAGAACUGGAAAAACAAAUCUUGAGACAAAGGCUAUUAGCUGUAGAAAAUCUCUCUGAAGACAUGGAUUGUGGAGCUGAAAUUGUUGAGCAUGCUCAAGAGCAACCCAGGCAACCGGGAAAUAUACUUCUAGAACUGCUUGAGACAAAAAGUAGAAUAAAACUUCUUGAACAGGAAAGGGUAGAACAAGACAAAGAGGUUAAACGACUCAAAGAAUACAUCUCCGAGCUUGUAUUGCAUGCUGAUGCCCAGGCAAUGAAGUACCAACAGAAAUACACAAAUCUGGAAGUAAUGGUUCGUGAUGCAAGCAAAGAUCAUUCAAAUCCAAUGACUGCACCAGCAUUAGAUAAAGUCGAAAAAAAUUCUGCGAGACCAAGGGGAUCAAGCUCACCAUUCAGAUGCAUUUCAAACUUGGUGCAUCAGAUGAACUUGGAGAAGGAGCAUGAGCUGUCGACAGCAAGGCUUCGUAUAGAGGAGCUCGAGUUACUAGCAACUAGUCGGCAAAAAGAGAUAUGUAUACUGAAUGCUAGGUUGGCAGCAGCAGAAAGUAUGACACAUGAUGUUAUUCGAGAUUUACUUGGUGUUAAACUGGACUUGACUAAAUAUGCGAACUUUAUAGAUCAAUACCAAGUCCAGAAAAUGGUAACAGAGGCUCAUCUACAGUCUCAGCAAUUCCAGGAAAAGGAACGAGAGGUUCAAGACUUGAGGAUUCAAAUUAAUGAUUUGCAUGAAGAAAGAGAAUGUUACAAAUCUGUACUAAGCAAGAAGGAAGCUGAAGCACUCCAUAUGCAAAUAGCUUGUGAGAAACUACGUGAGCGGGAUCACUUGCUUUCUUCACAAAAUGGGAUACUGAAGACGGAAAACAAAAAUCUAAAGAAGAAGAUUGUUGAGCUGGAUGAUAGGGGGAACACACUUCAUCAAACACAAAGUAGCCAAUGUGACCAUCGUCAUUCAUUUCUAACCAAGAAUGAUGAGUUAACAAAGAGGUUGGCUAACUCAAAAAUGCUUCUCUCCCGCGUGAAUGAUGAAAUGGCUCGUUACCGUAUUCCUAGAGGCAGUUCUUCACAUCACCGAAGUGGAGGCUCUGGAAAGGAGAUAUCGCACGAGUGAUCGAGUAUAAAGACCACUCGAACAAGAGAGACGGCUUGGUUUGAUUGGUACAUAGUCAUUAACAAGGACAGUAUAGUACCACAUUGUAAAUGGUAGCACGAAGUUACAUAUCCUGUUUGUAAGUUUGGCCCAACAGAGCUUAAAAUCUCAACCGUAAUAGCAAAAUCCUGCUGCUGUAGAAAGAUUUCAAGUAAGGGCGACAUUUUGAGAGUUUAAUUACAUUGGCAUUUUAAUUUGUGCCCUUCUGAAUUGGUGUAAUGUUUGUACAUAAACAACUUAUUUUGAAUUUCAGUUCAGUUCUUCGUUGAACUUUUUCAUUGGUGGCUCUUAAAGUUUGGUUACAACUCUAGUUAUAGGGAAUUUUGGGUUUGAUAUUCCAUUUGGAUUAUUUAUUUUAGUUUAGGAGAAUUUGAGCCAAUACCUUCCAGACUGAUAACACAUGUUAUGUCAAUGUUGAGCUAUGCUCCACUUUUGUAUUUUUUAAAUUGAUUUCAAUUGAUAUAUAUACUUCUCUUUUA